Molecule: messenger RNA, 1606 nt
Organism: Lycium ferocissimum
Lineage: Eukaryota; Viridiplantae; Streptophyta; Magnoliopsida; Solanales; Solanaceae
Exons: 1
Coding region: 431-1282 (283 amino acids)
Source: RefSeq, a predicted model, not a curated record
CCGACGUAAUCCACAAUUAUAAUAAAAACUCUGAGUUUUAUUUACUUGAAAGCACCGUUUAUCUUUUCCAAAUCAUCGCCAGAGGAACCAGUCCUUCCCCGUCUCCUCAUACAGGCUGAUUGGCGAAGGUUGUAAAACACUAGAUGGAAAUUUACGGAUUUUGAAUCCCGUAACCGACAGACUUAUCGAGGUUUUGCCUGAUAAUAUGAAGAAGAAACUGAAUUUACUAGACUUUUGCGUUUCUCUAGUUUGUAAAUCCUACCAUGUGCAAUGGGUCUUAAAGUCUUAGGGCCGUGAAUAUGACGUAGGUCAUCUUUUUAGUAAAAUCUUGCUUAUUUGGAAUGAUCAAACCAAUCAAUUUUAUCUAUUGGGAAUUGGUAUUAUUCGGGGUGAGUUAUUUUGUUUAAAGUCCGGGGAUGAGAAGUGGACUAUGUUGAAAGACCCCUUGAAAGAUGACAGUCUCAAGAUUGACGAUAUCAUUGUGUAUAAGGGGAACUUUUAUGCUGUCGAUCGAUAUGGAGAGACCAUAAAGUAUGAUUCCUCGUUUAACAAGACCAAUGUAUCUUUCACCAUAAAGUAUGAUUCUAACAAGGUAUCUUCCAGCUUAUUUAACGAGUGGGGUACGAAGAAACGACCGGUGGAAUCAGGUGGGCAGUUAUUUCUGGUGGACCUGUUUUUGGAUACUGAUGAUAAGAGGGAGUUGCGCGGUUCUGGCCCUUCUUGGGACAAUCCCAUGGAAAUUAAAAUACAUCGGCUUGAUGAAGAACAACAUGAGUGGAUUGCGGUGCAUACAUUGGAUGAUCGAAUUUUCUUCGCGGGUGAUGACUGUUGUUUCUCUGUUUCUUCAUUAGAUUUUGGUGAUCAGUGCAGAGGAAACUGCAUUUACUAUGAGAAUGGAGAUAUAAUUGUGGACAUCCUAGGGGAGUUACCGUGGAAGUACUAUGAUGACGACUUUGAAGAUGAUUUUUACUGUGGUGGUUACAGUUUUAGAGAUGAUGAUGAUGAUUAUGGUCCAAUUUCUAUUGAUGGUGGUGUAAAACUUAGCAGCAGUGAUGGCAAGAUUGACAAGAAUGACCUUGGUAGCAAAUCAUCUGGUGGUCUUAGCGAGGAACUGAAACUUAGAUAUAGAGGAUUACAUGGUCAUCACACGGGUAUCUUUACUUUACAAGAUGGUAAACUUGGUUCAUUGUCAUCCUUCCUUGAGUGUGCAGAUAUAUUCUGGCCACCGCCAUCUUGGCUUAAUACUGAGGAUCAUGCAGCUUCUUCAGACGCGCACAACUGAGUUUUCCCGUCAGUUAUUGCCCCUUUAUUUAAGCUUUUGCUACUAUGGUAUACUGGCUAAUGACCGGAAGAUUUAGGAACUUUGUUUCUGAAACUCAAUGCCUUUCUUUUAUUCACAUGCCCUUUUUAGUUUACUCUUUGGCACAAAUCUAUUUCAUAUUUAUUAGUUUUCUUGGUAUUAAGUAGAUUAUCCUUUGGGAAAACUUACUUGCAUUGUAAUUUAGUUCUAAAGAAGUAUCCUGGUGCAAGUGUAGCAUUGCAUCCACUCAUUUGUAAAACAAGUGGUAUUGCCUUCGAAAAUAUGAAAAUUUACUUGCUUUGUUAC